GUAGCACCAGAGGUUUGGUAUCGAACACUAAAUUAACCUUAGCUACACAAUAGAAGAUACGACGGAGACGUGGAUACGUAUCUUAACACUACACCUCUCAUGUGGAAGAACUGAGAAGCUGUCUCCAGUUACGUCUCCGGAGGCCAACAGAGCUGACACAUUAACUUCUGACACCAAGGGCCACCGCUGUUUGUUGUUUGAAAUCGUUCCCAUUAGCUAACACAAGUAUGCCCAGCACAACAGGGAGAAGUGACUUGCCACCUACAAAAAUAAUCGUCGUCUACAGGAACGGAGAUGCCUAUUUUCCCGGCAGGAAAGUAGUUGUGAAUCCGCGGUACGUGCCAUACUUUGACAACUUUUUGACAUCUCUGACCAAAGGGAUUGAAGCACCUUUUGGCGCUGUGAGGAGGCUCUACACCGCCACACAAGGCCACCAAGUUCACCAUCUGGAUGACCUUCAGCACGGGAGUGAGUAUGUCGCGGCCGGAAAUGAGGCGUUCAAGAAACUGAAUUAUUGUGAAAUAGCAGCCAAGAAGCCACAAAAUAAGAAAAAAGAACAGAUCCAACCUGUUGUUCACAGCAGGAUAGUAGUUUCUGCCCGCUGGAAGAGAACUGCUGAUGAGUCUUGCACAAUAAACGUCUUCACCAACGGAGAAGUGCUGGUUCCUCCGGCUCGAAUACGGAUCCCAAAGUAUACCCUUAGAAGCUGGGAAAACGUUUUAGCUAUGGUGACAGAGAAAGUGCGUCUUCGCACGGGUGCUGUUUUCAGGCUUUGCACAUUAAACGGACACCCUGUCUCCGGUCCCACUGAACUGGAGAACAACCACUACUAUGUUGCAGUCGGUUCAGAAAAGUUUAAGGCUCUCCCAUAUUACCAGUGUGUCCCCAGGAGGGAUUUGCUUAGGGAAAAUAACAUGACUGAAGGCCAAGGCAUCCUGCCCAGUACCAAAAUCAAAAGAUAUGCAAAGAAUGUGCCUGAUGACACACACAGUUGUCUGCUCCCGCAGGACCUGACAAGCUCUGGAGAAGACCUUGAGCACACAGCCAGGGGCCAGACAAAGAAACUCACAGCCAAGGCAGAGAGAACCAAACAACAAGGGCAGGUGUCCAAGAACCCAGUUCUCUUCCCCCCAGUGGAGGGCAGCGUGUUCAAUGCACAAAACAAAAGGAGUGAGAUGGCAGGAGCAGCAGAGGUGCAGGAAGACCGCCAGUUGAAGGUGGAUCUGCCAAUUGAUCAGGUUGAGGCCAAGAUAGUUGAAGAGGAGUAUGAAGAUGGGAAUCGUUGUGCGAGUUCCUGCAAGGCCUCCCUCCGUGAUUCAGAUGACUCGAGUACGCAAAGGUCUUCCACCACAGAUUCCGGGAAAAAUGAGGCUAAAGAGAGGGAGGCGUCUUCCAAGCUCGGCAGAACACGGUCGCAGAUGUCCCUGUUUUUCAAGGGAAGAAAAUUGAAACUUCAACAUUAGUUGUUUAGAUCUGCAUGAGAUUCACUCCAGAGAAUCAUAGAAUACAGUGUCACACUGCUAAGGACCAGACGUCCUCAUUCUCUUCUGUCUCAAGAAGCCAGCUGCUCAUGUAUAAGAUGAAACAGUGUUAUAAACCAAAUAAAAAUGUCUUUUCUCCUGACAG
This is a messenger RNA of Haplochromis burtoni (Burton's mouthbrooder), 1626 nucleotides long. RefSeq names its product doublecortin domain-containing protein 2. Gene Ontology annotation, cellular component: microtubule; microtubule organizing center. The coding region runs from base 228 to 1463 and encodes 411 amino acids. The transcript has 13 exons. Gene Ontology annotation, biological process: intracellular signal transduction. The record is from RefSeq and is a predicted model, not a curated record. NCBI's taxonomy places the organism in Eukaryota, Metazoa, Chordata, Actinopteri, Cichliformes, Cichlidae.